CCGAAAGAAUUUUACGUAUUUCAUUUUUAAUUGUAUUUUAAAAUGUGGUGACAACGUAACCUCAAAAUUACAUAACCUAUAAACCCGAAGUCUCGAAUUUUAUCAAACCGGUGGCAAGUAUGCCAAUUUUAACGAUUAAAUAAACGAGUUAAAAUGUUCGUGACCAGGCUUGUGCCCCUGAUGCGGGGCAACUUGCGCAUUGUCCCAAAAGUGGGCCCCCUUGCGCGAACAUUUAGCGAUUCGUCCGAGCCCAAGCAACUGGUGACCUACCGCUCGUUUGAAGAAAUCGAAACAAAGAACAAGAACACAUACUUGGACAUGAUCCACAUUUUCGUCAACCGAGACAGUGUCCACCGGCGGGGCCACGUUGAAUUUAUCUACUCUGCGCUAAAAAACAUGGAAAGUUUUGGGGUCCACAAGGACCUUGAAGUGUACAAAGCCCUAAUAGACGUCCUGCCGAAAGGCAAAUUCAUUCCGAGGAACAUGUUUCAAGUCGAGUUCAUGCACUACCCCAAGCAGCAGCAGUGCAUUAUCGACUUACUCGAACAAAUGGAAGACAACGCUGUGAUGCCCGACUACGACAUGGAGGAGCUUUUGAAAAAUAUUUUCGGAAAUCGGGGAUUCCCCUUGCGCAAAUAUUGGCGGAUGAUGUACUGGAUGCCCAAAUUUAAAAACGCGUCGCCUUGGCCCAUCCCGAACCCGCUCCCUGACGGCGUGUACGAGCUGGCAAAGUGCGCAAUUGAGCGGAUCAGCAGUGUGGACAUCCAGACACAAGUUACGACGUAUCAGAGUAAAGACAUCGAGGAUUGUGUGGACGAUACGUGGAUUAUUAGCGCGCAAGCCCCCAUCCAGAAGGACCUGUUGAAGAGACACGACGUGACGGAGCCUUUGUACGUCGAGGGGCCCUUUCGCGUCUGGCUGAAGCACCAACAAGUGACUUACUUCACCUUGCGCAAAAACGCCAAAUUCGUAGCUCCAAUCAAAGAGGAUCUAGAUGAUGUCAGUGACAUUAAAAUCCCCUUUUUCAACAUCAAGCCACCCGUGAAAAAUCUGACAGUGGUACCAAGUGUCCAUGAGCAAGAAGAUGGUACUAUUCUGGCACUAUGUGCUACUGGGACCUCCAGUAAAGACUCACUAGUUUCGUGGAUUCGGCAUUUGGAAAAGGAUAAUCCGGUGUUGGCCGAAGUUCCGGUAGUUUUUACGCUUCGGAGCGGAACUAAAGAAAUUGUCACAGUUGGCGAUGAUAGGAAACAAAUUGAAAAUAAAUGAAUUAGUUAGUUA
This is a messenger RNA of Tribolium castaneum (red flour beetle), 1281 nucleotides long. It is a transcript of the gene ECSIT, whose product is annotated as ECSIT. Gene Ontology annotation, biological process: cell surface receptor protein serine/threonine kinase signaling pathway; innate immune response. The coding region runs from base 154 to 1269 and encodes 371 amino acids. The record is from RefSeq and is a predicted model, not a curated record. Lineage: Eukaryota; Metazoa; Arthropoda; Insecta; Coleoptera; Tenebrionidae. The transcript has a single exon. Gene Ontology annotation, cellular component: mitochondrion.